Messenger RNA from Salvia splendens (bonfire salvia), 982 nucleotides. RefSeq names its product zinc finger A20 and AN1 domain-containing stress-associated protein 6. NCBI's taxonomy places the organism in Eukaryota, Viridiplantae, Streptophyta, Magnoliopsida, Lamiales, Lamiaceae. The transcript has a single exon. Gene Ontology annotation, molecular function: DNA binding; zinc ion binding. The coding region runs from base 328 to 801 and encodes 157 amino acids. The record is from RefSeq and is a predicted model, not a curated record.
CUGAUUAAAAACUCUGAAAAGGGCAAAAACUGGAGGAAAUUCCCAUCUUCAAAUCCUCCUCCUUUUUUUGCUCUUCCAGCCUGUCCCCUCUAUUAUUAUUAUUAUUUAAAAUAAUAUUGGAGUAUUAAUUUCCUUCCCAAAUAUUAAAUCCCCCUUUUCUUUCAUCCUUCCUUCCCCACUCUCAUUAUUCCUUUUCCAACCCCCUUUCUAUACAUAACGCCGAUUCCUCGCAUAAAUCGAAUUCUCCAUCAAUAUAACAUAACCCUCGCGAUUUGUGAAGGUUGAAUUCAAAAUUCGUGUGUUGUUGGAAGGGAAAAGAAAGAAAUCAUGGCGGAAGAGCACGGAUUUCAGGCACCGGAAGGCCACCGCUUGUGCGCCAAUAACUGCGGAUUCUUCGGCUCUCCGGCCACGCAGAAUUUCUGCUCCAAGUGCUACCAGGAUCUCUGCCUCAAAAAUUCAGGCGAUUCCACCUCCGUAUUCCCCGCCCCGUUGACCGGCGCAUCGCCGUCUAAUCCGGCGCCCGUGGCGCAUCACGCCACGCCGGCGGUCGUCUCCUUACCUGAGAAAGCUCAGAUCCAGGAUUCUCCGGCGGUGGCGCAGCAAUCGACGGCGAACAGGUGCUCGACGUGCAGGAAGAAGGUCGGACUGACCGGAUUCCGAUGCCGGUGCGGCGUGACGUUCUGCGGGACCCACAGGUACCCGGAGAAGCACGGAUGCAGCUUCGAUUUCAAGUCGGUGGGGCGAGAGGCCAUCGCCAAGGCCAAUCCGCUGGUCAAAGCUGAGAAGCUGGAGAGGAUAUGAAUGAAAUGACGACGAUGACUGAUCAUCGGAGCCGUCGCUUUGAUAGACUUUUUUUUAAUCUCUGGAUGAAUGGAUGGUGCAGAUCGAUCGAUCGUUCGUUUUUAGGUUCGGCGCCGUGUGAAUUCCAUGUGUAUAAUUUUUACAUUUCUUAAAUUUACUUAUAAUUUUCUUUUCCGUUUUA